Messenger RNA from Drosophila ficusphila, 866 nucleotides. RefSeq lists its product as uncharacterized. NCBI's taxonomy places the organism in Eukaryota, Metazoa, Arthropoda, Insecta, Diptera, Drosophilidae. The record is from RefSeq and is a predicted model, not a curated record. Bases 90 to 761 code for a protein of 223 amino acids. The transcript has 2 exons. Gene Ontology annotation, biological process: mitochondrial respiratory chain complex I assembly. Gene Ontology annotation, cellular component: mitochondrion.
AACUCCUCCAUGCCGGUUUUGACGUUUUACAACACUUCAACACCUGCAGCUGUGGGCUGAACAAAAAUAUUAGGAUUUGUCAAACAAAAAUGGCAUUAUCCCGCGCCAAGCCGAACGAACUGCCCAAGGAUGCUGUUAUGAUAACAGAGGAUCAGGCCCUAAAAUACCAAUGGAAGAUCAUUACCGCCUGGGACAAAAUGGGCGAUGUCUGGUCACUGCGAUACACGCCCGGAAUUCUAAGUGCCCUAGCGGCCGGAACGGGUGCCUACAUAAAUAACCAUUACAGGACCAAGUUGCGACUCGGAGGACACGGUCGGUUUUCCAGCUACCUCCCAAUUGUCGCCGUUCCCGCAAUUUUCACCAUGCUGGCGCACAAGUUCUUCAUCCAGCGACCUAUUUUACUGAAUCCGCUGGGCGAGUGCCCGGCGUGCAUCCAGAUCCGCAGUGCCAUCUUUCAGACGAGUUUAGGUAUUGUUUACCCCUCGAUCCUGGCCCCAUUUGCCGCAUUCAUGUUCGCCACCCGCUGUUAUACGUAUCGGAUUCCGUCGAUCACGGAAAAUCCCCGCGAGGUGUUCCAGUUGUGGCGGAAGAUAACCCGGCCUAUUGUUCCGGCUCUGGGAACCAUUAUCUGCCUGCAGGCUUUGCUCACCAUGUUCCUAACCGGCCAGGAAGACAAGCAGAACUUUAACAUGAUGCUGCGCAUGAAGGAGAUCGAACACCGACUGGAGGAGGAGCAUUUGUCGCAGCGAAUCGACUUUUAAUUAUUGUUUUGUUAUAUACUUGAAAUAGAGAAUCAAUUGGAGUUCUGCCCAACUCCAUUUUGUACUUUCUAAAUAUAUUAGAUUUUAUUGAAUGACAGUGAUAAA